AUUAAAUAUGAGUGAAUACAAAUGCUGUCCUUCUUGGUAAGAUUUAACUUAUUAUUGAGUUUGGAAUAAGUAUUGUCAGUCAAUUUCCUGCUCCAUUCACUUUACUGUGAAAGAAACAUUGUUCAAUGUGAAUUAUGUGAUCUUCGUAUAGAUCUUAAUGAAAAAGAAGAACACAUGAAAUUACAUUAAAAAGUAGAUAUGUUAAUUGGAUAUCUUAGAAAGAAUGUUCCUAUUGUCAUGAAAACUAUGAAUAGCAUCUGUUGUAAUCACAUCAGAAAAAUUGCCCAAAUAAACCAUCAUUAUGCAUCUAUUGUGAUUUACUGAUAAACUAAUAGGAUAUGGUAUAACAUUAAGUUAAAUGUGGAUCUAGAACUGAAUAAUGUACUAUUUGUAAAAAGCACAUUUAAAAAAAAGGUAUAAAUAAAUUGAGGCUUUUUUUAGAAUUUGAUAUACAUCUAACUAUUUGUUAAUAACUGUAAUAACCUUCUCCUCCAAAAAGGGCAAGACUUAAAUAAGUUUUAUGUGAUAGCUCAGAUGAUCUUUCAGUUUAAGAGAUAAAGCCAAAUCAUUAGUAAAAGCGUCCAUUGAAGAAAGAGCUUAAGAGUUGUGCAUAAAACUAAAAAAGAGAACAAAAAGAUUAAAAUUAACAAUUCUAAAAGUCUUUUUUGGAUGAUGAUGAAGAUGAAGAGCUUUAAAAGGCAUUAUAGUAGAGUUUGAAUUAAAAAUGAA
This is a messenger RNA of Paramecium sonneborni, 729 nucleotides long. Lineage: Eukaryota; Ciliophora; Oligohymenophorea; Peniculida; Parameciidae. The record is from the annotation of a GenBank genome assembly.